Molecule: messenger RNA, 868 nt
Organism: Drosophila guanche
Lineage: Eukaryota; Metazoa; Arthropoda; Insecta; Diptera; Drosophilidae
Gene: Chmp1
Product: charged multivesicular body protein 1b
Exons: 2
Coding region: 130-744 (204 amino acids)
Biological process (GO): endosome transport via multivesicular body sorting pathway; late endosome to vacuole transport; protein transport
Cellular component (GO): multivesicular body; ESCRT III complex
Source: RefSeq, a predicted model, not a curated record
UAAAUCUGACAAACAAAGUGAUUCAUCGCGAUAAAACAACGUAAAAUAAAAUUCCCCAUUUCCAGUUGAUACCAACUGCCCUUUUUUUAUCUCAUUUGAAAUAGUAAAUUCAUCAAGCUGGGUAACGACAUGUCCACCUCAUCAAUGGAAAAACAUCUCUUUAAUCUAAAAUUUGCGGUAAAGGAGCUGGAGCGAAACUCCAAGAAAUGCGAGAAGGAGGAGAAGACGGAGAAGGCCAAAGCCAAGAAGGCCAUCCAAAAGGGCAACAUGGAUGUGGCCCGCAUUCACGCUGAGAACGCCAUUCGACAGAAGAACCAGGCCGUCAACUACUUGCGCAUGAGUGCUCGAGUGGAUGCAGUAGCCAGUCGUGUGCAGUCUGCGCUGACCACACGCAAAGUCACUGGCUCCAUGGCUGGCGUGGUCAAGGCCAUGGAUGCGGCCAUGAAGGGCAUGAAUUUGGAGAAAAUCUCAUCUCUAAUGGAAAAGUUCGAAUCCCAAUUCGAGGACUUGGACGUGCAGAGCUCUGUGAUGGAGGGCACCAUGUCUGAUACUGUCACCACCUCGGUGCCCCAGGGCGAUGUCGACAAUCUGUUGCAGCAAGUGGCCGACGAGGCUGGCCUCGAGCUGAACAUGGAGCUGCCCAGCGGUGUACAGAGCCAAACGAUUGGUGCCUCCACCACCCAGGUCUCGCAGGAGCAAGAUGAACUCACCCAGCGUCUGGCACGCUUAAGGCAGGCCGAAUAAAAGCAGGGAGACAUUCUAUAUAACGAAUUCCCUGCCAGCAUUCAAUGCCGUUGAAUUUCUCUGUUUUAGCUUUUAAGUACGGAAAAAUAUGAAUAAGAAUUAUGUAUUAGCUUUGACUCUUAAA